This is a messenger RNA of Pistacia vera, 2323 nucleotides long. RefSeq names its product E3 ubiquitin-protein ligase COP1-like. Lineage: Eukaryota; Viridiplantae; Streptophyta; Magnoliopsida; Sapindales; Anacardiaceae. The record is from RefSeq and is a predicted model, not a curated record. Gene Ontology annotation, molecular function: ubiquitin protein ligase activity; protein binding. The coding region runs from base 129 to 2153 and encodes 674 amino acids. The transcript is spliced from 13 exons. Gene Ontology annotation, biological process: proteasome-mediated ubiquitin-dependent protein catabolic process.
UCUGUACACAAACUCAGCAUCAUCUUCAUUCCUUCACUUUUCUUCUCCUUUGCAGGAAAACCGACUAAAAUAAUUUAAAAACAAAAGAAUUUUUUUUUUUAAAAAUAAAAUUUAUAUUAAGCUUCUGAAUGGUGGAGUCCUCAAUGGUUGGCUUUCUAGUUCCAGCUGUGAAAUCGGAACAACAGCCUCCGUCAACGGCGGACGCGCCGUCACAACCGAUGCUGAUGGCGGCGGAGGAAGAGGCGGAGACGGAGACCAACAAGGAUACCUUGUGUCCGAUAUGCAUGGAGAUUAUAAAGGACGCGUUCUUGACUGCUUGUGGACAUAGUUUCUGUUACAUGUGUAUUUUCACUCAGUUGAGAAACAAAAAUGACUGUCCUUGUUGCGGUUAUUUCUUAACUACCAAACAUAUUUUCCCUAAUUUAUUGCUCAAUAAGUUAUUGAAGAGAACGUCUGCUGCUCAAGUAGCGAAGUCUGUAUCACCAGUUCAACAUCUACAUCAAGCAUUACAACAGGGCUGUGAGGUGUCAGUUAAGGAGGUAGAUGGCCUAUUGGCUUUACUUGAGGAGAAGAAGAGAAAGAUGGAGCAAAAAGAAGCCCAGACCAACAUGCAAAUUCUACAUGAAUUUUUGUAUUUUCUGCGGAAGCAAAAGCUUGAAGAGCUCAAUGAGAUUCAAACUGAUCUUCAGAGCAUUAAGGAGGACAUACAUGCUGUAGAGAAACAUAGAAAGGAAUUACACAUGGCUAGAGAGAGAUGCUUACUAAAACGAAGGACUCUUGAUGAUGUCAGUGCACCAAAACCAGGACCUUUACAGAUCGAUAAAAAUAGCAAAGGCAUUAGCUCUAAGGCCCACAAUGUACAAGGGUGGCUAGUUUCAUCCAAUUCACACAAUUCACAGAAGAAUACUGAUGAGAUGGCUCAAGUAAGCUCUCAAGGUGUCCAAAUUAGGGAUGUUUGCGGUGUGUCUGGUUCACAACAUGUUACUCAACUCGGACUGCCUACUGCAAGAAAAAGGCGAGUCCAAGCUCAGUUCAAUGACUUGCAAGAGUAUUACUUACAAAAACGGCGGCAUUGGGCCAGACAAUCACAUAAACAGGGAGGAAGGGACAAUAGCGCAAUAAAUAAAGAAGGCUAUAAUCCUGCUCUUAAGGAUUUCCAAUCUGUGCUAACUAAUUUUACUCAGUACAGUCGAUUGAGGGUCAUUGCUGAACCAAGGCAGGGGGACCUUUUCCAUGCUGCAAAUAUUGUCUCGAGUAUAGAAUUUGAUCGUGAUAAUGAAUUGUAUGCUACUGCCGGAGUUUCAAGGCGCAUUAAGAUUUUUGAAUUUUCCUCAAUGUUUAAUGAACCAACAGAUGUGCAUUAUCCCAUUACGGAAAUGCCCACUCGAGCUAAACUUAGUUGCUUGAGUUGGAGCAAUUGUACGAAAAAUCACAUUGCGAGCAGUGAUUAUGAGGGGAUAGUAACUGUUUGGGAUGUAAUGACUAGUCAGAGUGUGAUGGAAUAUGAGGAGCAUGAGAAACGGGCUUGGAGUGUUGAUUUUUCAUGUACUGAACCUUCUAUGCUUGUAUCUGGUAGUGAUGACUGCAAGGUUAAAAUCUGGUGCACCAAGCAAGAAGCAAGUGCUUUUAGCAUUGAUAUGAAAGCAAAUAUUUGUUCUGUCAAGUAUAAUCCAGGGUCCAGUAUUCAUUUAGCGGUGGGUUCCGCAGAUCACAAUAUUCACUAUUAUGAUUUGAGAAAUAUUAGCCAGCCACUUUCUGUGUUCAGCGGUCACAAGAAAACUGUUUCAUAUGUGAAAUUUUUAUCUGAAAAUGAACUGGCUUCUGCAUCUACUGACAGCACAUUGCGCUUGUGGGAUGUAAGGGAAAAUUCUCCAAUACGCACUUUUAGAGGCCACACCAAUGACAGGAAUUUUGUGGGUCUCUCAGUAAACAGUGAAUACAUAGCCUGUGGUAGUGAAACAAAUGAAGUGUUUGUGUAUCAUAAGGCGGUCUCCAAACCUGCAGCUUCCUACAGAUUUAGUUCUGAUAUAGAAGAUGCUGAUAACAAUGUGGCACCAUAUUUCAUCAGUGCAAUUUGCUGGAAGAGUGAUAGCCCAACAAUGUUGACUGCAAACAGUAAAGGAACAAUAAAAGUACUUGUACUCGCAGCCUAAACGGUAAAAUCAAAAUCAAAAUCAAUUAAAAUUAGUUUACGAUCAAGAUAGUAAAUUUGUAUAUGCGAUUAAAUGUGAAAUUGGUUGGUUAGGAAAGUUCUCAGGUUCACUUCUCAGUACCGAAUAUUUACUAUGUAUCAACAAUGUAGUUCUCAAGCCUCUAUAUUAUG